AUAUAGGCAUUGCUAGUAAUUUAUUAAAAUGUGAUAAAAUUGCUUAUAUAUUAAGCCAUUCCUAUUAACAUUUUCAAACCACCAGUUUCUUCUAGAUGACAUGGAUCCAAUUUUUGGUAUUCAGUACUGUAUCUUUCAUGCUGUUUAUAGUUCAUGCCAAUAAAAGAAGAUGGGUGCACAGAGUAAAAUUCAGUAGACAUUUUUGCAUUCAACUGCUAAACUGGAAAGCAAAAAAACAAGACUGUGACCUGGGAGAUAGUGGCAGUAUUACUCCAACAGUGAAAUUGACUGGUCUUGAAAUGAAAAGAGGGGAGCCUGCCAUCUCUAUACCAUUAGCAAAAGCUAGCCCCAGCUACAGAGCAAAUUAUAAUUUUUGUGGCAUGUACGAUUGGAGAUACCACCACCCACUGCCUAAGGUUUUCUAUGUUCAAUUAACUGGAGGUGAGCGUGAGUUUUUUGGUGAAGGAAAGACUCUACAAGUUGCUAGACACAAUACUGCAAUAAAGCUCUUCAGAAUGAGCCAAUCCCUCCAAAAUUAUCUUAGGGGAAAUCUUCAUCUGCCUCCUGACGUUUAUCAGUGGAAACCAGCUGCACAAAACACCCCCAGUGCCUCCAUAAACUAUCUGACAUCCAAGGAAAUGAGCCAGACAUCUAUUUGUUUUUUCAGUAUAUCUCCUGCCACUAAGAAUACAGCUACAAUUGCAAGGGAAUUCCUCAUGAAUGGAACAUCCUCAAGUGGUAAAGCUAAAGGUCUAAAAGGAGUGUCAUCCAAAUCCCAUUGAUGUAUAGUAUAGCCUUCAAAACCACUGAAAUAUGUGGCAGGUGUAAUAGAUUGGAAUAAAUUACCCUUUACAACCAGUA
Messenger RNA from Pantherophis guttatus, 861 nucleotides. Lineage: Eukaryota; Metazoa; Chordata; Lepidosauria; Squamata; Colubridae. The record is from RefSeq and is a predicted model, not a curated record.